AUGGCGUCCUGGCAGCGCCUGCCGACCGAAAUCAAGCUGGCCAUCUGGGGCUCCGUGGCCAAAGAUGCAGAAGACGACCGUCGCACACGGAAGCUGCAGCUCGACAAAAGCCAGAAACCGGUCAGCCUCGCUCCCUUUGCCGCCGUUGCUCUGGACUGGCAAUCGUUCUUUGAACAGGCCACCUUCCGCCGACUCUUCAUCGAGGACGAUGAGGUUGAUCGGUUUGUAGCCCUGGUCAAGGGCCCUCGCAAGAAGCAGCGUUUAGGCUACAUUCGGCAUCUGCAUUUCCACGGCCGUCUGGAUGACUACGACUGUUCGCAGUGCAGUACGCUGCCCAGUACAGAGGCCCUGAAGCGGGAUGACGAGCGGCUCGUGGUCGCCUUGUCAGCGUUGAUGGCGGUGCUCGCCACGUGGGACGACACACCCACCGGCCAGGACGGACAGGAUGGGCGGGAUAGUCAGAGUGGCCAGGACGGGCAAGGACCAGCCGGACUGACCUUGGAGCUGAGCUCGUCUUCGUGGAGCGACCCAUACCAUACGAUCCGCAACUUUCGACACUACCGCGAGUACCCCUAUGACGCAGUCGAGGACAUGGACGAGAGAUGCACCGCGUACGAUCGGUAUCAGGCCCGCGAGCGUGAUUUUCCAAACAAUACUCACGGGUGGGAAGCGGGUGACUGGAGGCAGCGCCUCGCUGGUGCCGCUUCCGCCAUCGGCCGCGUUCUGGGAGGUGAACCUCUCGGCCAUGCCAUGCAGCUUGCCCGCCCAACACAAGCAGGGGUCGCCAAGCAGCUCGACAACUCCCAAAGCGCCGAAAUUGGGGGCGUGGACGUUGUCCCGGUCAAGAUUGUCCACAAGCUCUUGAUGCGUCGUCGGUUUUACCGUGGCAUCGACCAGAGGCUCUUCCAGACGCUUGUGUCCUGUACCUCCAACGGGCUCGACGGGGCGCACAUGGAGGUGUGGGAGCCGGAGAGCAUCGGACAUGUGCAGAAGAUUGUUCGCUCAACACGUCUCCGGGAACAUGUCGCAUUGUCGUACGUGCUGGACGCUACGACCAUUUUUGAAAGUGCCAAGACGCAGUUGCAGGCGGCCAAGGACACAGCAACGGACCAAACAUCGCAGAUCACCGGCGCCUUUUGGCCUCGCCUCGCUACCCUCGCACUUACCGACAUUUGCCUGGCGCCCAACCAACCAGUUGAAUAUGGGUCGCGUGCUGUUCGAUUGGCAGCCGAAAUGAUCACGCAUCUGCCAGCUCUAGAGAUCCUAGAACUGUGGUAUGGCAACAAAGAGCAUGGCUGUCUGUUCCGUUUUGAGUCUACGCGGCGGUCGGCGGCAGCACGCCCCGUCAUCACGAUGCUGACAACGUGGGACGAGAAACCAACGUGGUGGACGCCCAAAUUGGAAUCCCUGUGGGCAGAAUCGGCAGCACUGUUCUCGCCGUAUCCGCUUCGUGUUGAGCAUCGCGUCUUGCCAGAGAUGUUGUCUCCCAGAAACAACCGCCUCGCACCGUAUAUGCGCGUCAUAGGAAAUCUUGAGUUACGCGAUCGCGUGAUCGAUCCGGUGUCACUUUAUGACAUGGUACAAGACCCGACAUAUGCAGUUUCUUGGCCAGAGUGA
Molecule: messenger RNA, 1617 nt
Organism: Sporothrix brasiliensis 5110
Lineage: Eukaryota; Fungi; Ascomycota; Sordariomycetes; Ophiostomatales; Ophiostomataceae
Exons: 2
Coding region: 1-1617 (538 amino acids)
Source: RefSeq, a predicted model, not a curated record